AUGGGGCUGUCCUCAUUUGUUACAGCCGGGCUUUUAGCCCUGAGACUCUUCGCUCCUGCUGGAGCCGUUCCCACGACUGCGGUGCAGUCUCGCGCAGAUACCGCCAGCAGCUAUUGGGUAUCCACCAUCGACCGCCAGGGCACGGCUGCGUUUGGCGAGGCCGACUACAAGGUCUUCCGAAAUGUCAAGGACUACGGCGCAACCGGCGACGGCACCACUGACGACACUGCCGCCAUCAACAAGGCCGUCCAGGACGGCACGCGAUGCAUCAAGAACUGCGAUUCUAAAACCAAUGCCCCCGCUCUGGUCUACUUCCCUCCUGGCACCUAUCUUGUCAGCUCGCCUAUCAUCCAGACUUACUACACUCAGUUCGUCGGUGAUGCCAUCACCCCUCCUACGCUCAAGGCAUCCGCCGGAUUCAAGGGUAUGGCCGUCAUCGAUUCAGAUCCUUACGAGGACGAUGGCUCCAACUGGUACAUCAACCAGAACAACUUCUUCCGCCAGGUGCGCAACUUUGUCAUUGACAUUACGGCUCAGCCUGCCUCGACGGGUGCCUGUAUUCACUGGCAGGUUGCCCAGGCCACCUCGUUGCAGAACAUCGUCUUCAACAUGAACCCGGAUACCAGCUCGGCCAAUGCGCAAAAGGGCAUUUUCAUGGACAACGGCUCCGGUGGUUUCAUGGCCGAUUUGACCUUCAACGGUGGUGGCUAUGGGGCUUUCAUCGGCAGCCAGCAGUUCACCACUCGCAAUAUGACGUUCAACAAUUGUAAUACUGCUAUUUAUCUUAACUGGUGCUGGCUGUGGAAUAUGCAGAACGUCAACAUCAACGGUGGUAAUAUCGGUAUCGACAUGUCGAGCGGUGGUGUCGGCAACAUCCAGCCUGGCUCUCUCCUCCUGCUUGACAGCAAGUUCUCCCAAGUCCCUAUCGGCAUCAACACUUUGUACCAGACGGAUUCCACCAUGACAAACAACACAUUGAUUCUGGACAAUGUCGACAUGAGCGAUGGUGUCACCACUGCAAUUCGUUACGGUGGAGACAACAGCACCCUGCUUGCCGGCGGUUCCAAAGUUGCGUCAUUUGCCCAAGGUCGCCAGUAUUCGGGAAGCAACGGCAAGACAGUCCAAACACCCCAGGACGCCAUCGCCAAGCCCGAGAGUUUGAUGAGCAACGGCAAGGUCUUUACCCGCUCCAAGCCCCAAUAUGAGAGUGUUGCUGCAAGCACUUUCGUCAGCGUCAAAUCGGCAGGUGCAAAGGGCGACGGCACCACUGAUGACACGGCGGCGAUCCAGAAGAUUCUGGACGACAAUGCCGGUGGUGAAAAGAUUGUAUACUUUGACCAUGGCGCCUACAUGAUCACCGAUACUGUCAAGGUCCCCAAGAAUAUCAAGAUCACUGGCGAAAUGUGGCCUCUCAUCAUGGCUUCUGGCGAGAAGUUCAGCGACGAAAAGAAUCCCAUCCCCCUCUUCCAAGUUGGUGAGGCGGGUGAUACUGGUGAUGUUGAGAUGUCGGACUUGAUAUUUGAGACGAAGGGUCCAGCUCCCGGUGCCGUUCUCAUGCAAUACAACCUCGCUGGAACUUCUGCUGGCUCUGCUGGUUUGUGGGAUGUUCACUUCCGCGUUGGUGGUACUGCUGGCACUGAGCUGCAGUCCGACAAGUGCUCCAAGAACCCCAACGUGACCACGACGCCCGAUCCGGAAUGCUAUGGUGCUUUCAUGAUGUUCCACGUCACCAAGACCGCCUCUGUUUACGUUGAGAACUGUUGGUUUUGGGUUGCCGAUCACGAGCUGGAUCUCGAAGACCAUAACCAGAUCAACAUCUACAACGGUCGUGGCGUGCUGAUUGAGUCGGAGAACCCCGUGUGGUUCUGGGGAACGGCCUCGGAGCACUCGCAGCUCUACAACUAUCAGCUCACCAAUGCCCGCAACACUUUCCUUGGAUUGAUCCAGACUGAAACUGCCUACAUGCAAGGCAACCCCGACGCCAAGGUGCCCUUCUCCGUCAACGACGACUUCUCCGAUCCCGACUUCAGCGCCUCGUGCACUGGCGAUUCAGACACUUGCGCUCGCACUUGGGGUCUCCGUGUUAUGAACAGCUCUGAGGUGUUUGUUUAUGGUGGUGGUCUUUACUCGUUCUUCGACAAUUACGGCCAGGAUUGUCUCGACACAGAGAGUUGCCAAGACAACAUGGUCAGCAUCGAGGAUUCCAGUGUCCAGUUGUUUGGCAUCAGCACUAAGGCUUCAGUCAACAUGAUUACCGUCGAUGGAAAGUCGGUUGCCCUGGAUAAGGAUAACCGCAACACUUUCUGUGCCGCUAUCGCUAAGUUCGCAACUAGCGGUGGCUCGUCUAGUGCUUCCCAGUCGGGCUCUGAUAGUGGCAGCGGCAGCGGCUCUGGCUCCGGCUCUAGCUAUGGUUAUGGGUCCGCAAGCUCUAACGCCGAGACCGCCGCCACCCCUACAACGGCCGUACCUGUCCCCGAGACAACCACAACCGCUCUCCCUUCGGAUGGAUCUUCUGAUAGCGAUGAAGGAUCUCCUGACGAUGUGACGACUGUGUCGAUUCUAGGAGGUACGGCGACGGCUACGGGAACCGUGACUGCAACCGCUGAAGGCGGAGGCGGCGCGACUGUCACAGUGACCGUCACCGCAACCGUGACGGCGCCUUGCAGCGCAUCCUAG
Pseudomassariella vexata is the source of this 2676-nucleotide messenger RNA. Its product is annotated as pectate lyase superfamily protein-domain-containing protein. Gene Ontology annotation, molecular function: polygalacturonase activity. The coding region runs from base 1 to 2676 and encodes 891 amino acids. Lineage: Eukaryota; Fungi; Ascomycota; Sordariomycetes; Amphisphaeriales; Pseudomassariaceae. The transcript has 2 exons. The record is from RefSeq and is a predicted model, not a curated record.